UUACAUUGCAACAAGUGACACGGGAUUUAAAUCAAUUGAGUGAUUCCUACAUAACAAGCGGUAUGAUGUAUAUGGAAAUUGGUUUUUAUGGUACAAGUAUUCCAUUUGGAGCUCGUCAUUCUCAUUUAUGGAUUACGUUUAAAGAAUCUUUACCAGUGAAAGGAAAUUACAAUUAUGACCAGUCACCAAGCCCAGCCAUUAUCGCUGCCAUUACUUUUGGUAGUGCGGUGCUUGCAAUCAUUAUGGUAACAGUUUUGUGUUAUUUAUGCCGGCGGCAGAAGGACAUUGAUGAUCCGCUUUUGGCCAACGCUUUAGAGAAACAGAGUCAAAUGAUGAUGAAAAAGAAGGAUUGA
Messenger RNA from Trypanosoma cruzi, 353 nucleotides. RefSeq lists its product as uncharacterized. NCBI's taxonomy places the organism in Eukaryota, Euglenozoa, Kinetoplastea, Trypanosomatida, Trypanosomatidae. The annotation marks the transcript as partial. The record is from RefSeq and is a predicted model, not a curated record. The transcript has a single exon.